UAUUCCCGCCCUGAGCCCUCUGUCCUGUAGUCCGCCGGAGCUGACCUCGGGAACGCAGUCCGGGUACUUGUGCAGGCAGCGUGUCUUCACGCAGUUGGACAGAGAGGGAAGAGAACCAUGGAGAAGCAGCCCAGCUCGCUAGUGCCCCUGCACUGGUUUGGCUUUGGCUACGCAGCACUGGUUGCCUCUGGUGGGAUCAUUGGCUACGCGAAAGCAGGUAGUGUCCCGUCCCUCGCUGCUGGACUUCUCUUCGGGGGGUUAGCAGGCCUGGGUGCAUAUCAGCUCUCGCAGAAUCCCAGGAACGUUUGGGUUUUCCUAGCUACAUCUGGGACCUUGGCUGGCAUUAUGGGGAUGAGAUUCUACAACUCCGGGAAAUUUAUGCCUGCAGGCUUAAUUGCGGGUGCCAGUUUGCUGAUGGUCGCCAAAGUUGGAAUAAGUAUGAUCGGUUGACACCAAUUUAAGUCCUGUCCCAGCUGAACUCAAGAAGAAUUAAAAGUCUCUAGACUUCUACUAUUUUUAUUGUAAAAAAUAUGUGUAAGACUUAAGUGUUUUCACGUAUUCUCUCCUUUUACUUUAAAACAGCAGCACUGAACUAUGCAGGGAAAAAAUAAACCUGUCAUUAUUAUUACUGCCCUACAGAGGUGAUUAUAUACCACCAAGUCAAUGUCCACUCAUAGAGCUGUCCCUGUGAGUUUCCAAGAAUAAAUCUAUGGGAGUAGAAAGCCCCAUCUUUCUCCUGGGGAAGUGGCUGGCUGGUGGCUUUGAACUGCUGACCUUGUGGAUCACAGCCCAACUCGUAACCAUUACAUUACCAAGGCUUCCUGUUAGAUACCCUGAGAGCUUAUAAUUAAAGCAUCAAACAAUUUGAUUCUUGGAUAUUGAUGUCAUCUCUUUCAGUAAUUAUAUUCUGAAUUACAUUCUCAUUGGGCAAAAUGUUAGGUGUCAACAUUUGGGGGCCCUGGAACUCUAUGUCCCUACUGGGUGGAGAAUUUUGAAGAAAUCUCUUAUCAGAUUGCAUAUAAUCAUUGUUUUCUCACCUUACAACACAGUUAAUUUUGAAUUAUGUUACCUGAGAUGGAAAUAAAUUUUUACUCUGAA
Echinops telfairi (small Madagascar hedgehog) is the source of this 1098-nucleotide messenger RNA. It is a transcript of the gene TMEM14C, whose product is annotated as transmembrane protein 14C. The transcript is spliced from 6 exons. Gene Ontology annotation, cellular component: mitochondrial membrane. Lineage: Eukaryota; Metazoa; Chordata; Mammalia; Afrosoricida; Tenrecidae. Gene Ontology annotation, biological process: regulation of heme biosynthetic process. Bases 118 to 450 code for a protein of 110 amino acids. The record is from RefSeq and is a predicted model, not a curated record.